UCAUCAGCUUUUGAAGGUGGAACACAAACCCUUCAACUGAGGAAGCCAAUAUGACCUCGCCCAUUUCCUCUGGUUAGUCCCCCCUGCCUACCAGCAUUACCUCCUUUCAAUGCAUGUUGAGUCUCGGCUAACUAGCUUUCAUUCAAGCCUCUAAGUGCUGGGAAAAAUCAAACAAAUAUACUAUCUGGGGCUUGUGAAACAGAUGUACAACUGAGUGUCAUCCACAUCUAGAAGUCAACUCAAUCUGCAGUGCCUCAUUAUGUAGCUUAAUGCCCUCCCAUACACAUUGAGUAAAGAGACAUGACAGAACAGAACUCUGUGAUGAGACAGCUGUAGGCACUGAUGAGAAAUCAUCCAAAACUAUUCUUUUGGGGUCUCACAAACAGACAAAAAUGGACUGACCAAAUCAUUCUGGCUAUUCCUGCCAGAGUCUGCAGCAUAUCAAUGAUAUCAAAGGCUCUGCAUAUAUCUGUAAACUAAUGGUGCAAAAGUGCUGUAUCAGAGAAGAGAAUUUGGCUGCUAAUUUUCAGCUAUUGCUAGGAAGAAGUCACUGACUGAUGGAAACAGUGUAGUCUCUAUCCCAAACACAGGCUUAAAGCUGGAGUGACUAAUCGAGGAAAUCUGAGAACUCCAGGUAUUGCCAUCACCUUCUGCAUAAUGUUUCAUAAAAGAGGGAGAUUAGACUGAGUGAAAAUUGGUGAUAGAAUCAAGUGAGUGUUUCUUGAGCAAAGAAUUGAUCAUAUCCUCUUUAAGGGGUGCUCUUAGGGAGGUCUUGAUAAUCUCCAGACCUAAAAUUCAUAGAAUAGCUGCCUACCUCUGAUUUGCCUAACACCUCUCCAGCUCACUGAGAAGAAAGGGGUAAAAGCCCAUUUCCUGAAAUCUUAGACUUUAAAAUAUAUUUUAUUAGCAUUGUGUUAAAGGACAAUAUAGUGUCAACAUUAACUCUAAUGAAGUUUGUUUUGGUGGUGGGUUUGUGCACCUGUGUGUGUCGGAAGGGGGAGGUUCUAAGAUUAUGGAACAAAUUUUACACAGCACCCAGCUGCACCAUACAUACUACUUAGUCUGGUUUCAUGCUGUGAAUUGCGUGUCACCUAUAUUAAUUAUUAGUACCUAGGAACGAAAGACAAUGAAGUAAGACUUACGGAUGGAGUAGGAGCCUUUUAACUUUGAAUGUUUUGGCUCUGGUAUAUUUAAGUCAGCUGCCUAUGGUUACUCUAAUGCAGGGGUAGGCAACCUGCGGCACAUAAGGUGAUUUCCAAUGGCACUCACACCGCCCAGGUCCUGGCCACUGGUCUGGAGGGCUCUGUAUUUUAAUUGAAUUUUAAAUGAAGCUUCUUAAAUAUUUAAAAAACCUUAUUUACUUUACAUACAACAAUAGUUUAGUUAUAUAUUACAGACCUGAAGAAAGAGACUGUCUUAAAACAUUAAAAUGUAUUACCGGCACCUGAAACCUUAAAUUAGAGUGAAUAAAUGAAGACUCGGCACACCAGUUCUGAAAGGUUGCCAACCCCUGCUCUAAUGCAUAUGAGAAUUGUUCUGCUUAUUUCUAGCAAAGUAUUGCUUUUGCUGCCAUGUAAAUGCGCGUGAGAAAAAAUUCAGCACCCGGGGCCUUACGACUAAAGGAAGCUGACGUCUUUGUUUUGCAAAUCUUUACUAUGCUAAUUAAAAAAGAACAAGGGCCCCAUCCUGCCAAGCAUCAGUAAUGGAGUCCUAGGGUGAUCCCGUACAGAACAUACUACUUUUUCCCCUUGCUUUGUUUUUAUUUUCAUCCCAGAAACUUGGUGGUAAAAUGAAUUAAUAAAUAAAAUGUGUGAGUGGGUGGGAGAUGAGGAAAACUAAUACGAUUAAAGCUGAUUUGGGCACUGGCAGAGAGUUCCUGUCGGUAUUAGGGUAACAGCUGGUGCACUUCCCAUUAGAGGAGAAAGUGAAGAACUUGCCUUAAAGGAUGUGUCUCUGUUAGGCUGAGGGGGAACUGUUACAGUGAGCCUGAAGGAAUGUGUCCCAAGGUAAGUGAAUGUCAAUGGCAGGGAACAGAGUUGAAAUGGUACUGGGGCUAAGGCCUCCCUGUCUGAUAGUGACAGGCUCUUGUAAAGGGGUGAAAUAUGUGGGGAACAAACACAUAGCACUUAAAUGAUUGGAGUGAUGGAGCUCUAGAGAAGGCUAAACUGCCUAGCUGCUCUCAGCUUGAGGCUGGGAACAAACUGUUUCAUGUUCAGUGGCAGUUUUUCAGAAUUAGUGGCGAAUUCAGAGAGGACGUAAAAGGUGAUGUAACCGAGACUUUUUUAGUCUCAGACUCCCUCUUUUAUAUAUCCACUUACUGAUGCAUGAGCCAAGGAAAGAGAAGCCAGUUUAAUUUACAUGUUGAAAAGGAGUUAUUUGAAGAUGUACAUUAAAAUAGGGCUGGCCUGCUUUCAUGUACACAUUCAUUCACGUGUGAUAAAUAUUUGUGUACACAUUCUCUAUUACUUUUCAAACCUGCACACUGCUACAUGUAGGCAGCACCGAUGAUAAGAAACAGGAAUAAGUAUAUUCUGUCUGGCUUAGGCAUUUAUUUAAUGCCAGUUACCAUAGGCUCUGGGAAAAAAGAGCUUUAAGUUCCUGGAUAGAUAGCAGGCGUUAACUUUGUGAAUAGUGCUUCCUCAUAUUUAUAUUAGAGUUUAAAGAUGAAAUCUUGAUAUUAACAAAAAAUAAAUAGGGAUUUAUCUUUGGCUUCAAAGGUAGAUUUCAAAUUUAGCAUCUUGGAUGUUUCACCAUCACCAAUGUCAACAGAAGAAGAAAAUUUAGAAAAAUAGUUAAUUAUUAAACAUUGAUGGAUAUAAUUAGCAAAGAUAUUCUGGGGUCAAUACAACCCAUACUUCCAAAGCCUUGAAGGGUUUGCUCUCAGCAGAACCGCUGUGGUUCUGUUGUGCACAGUGGAGUCUGGGUAUGUGCUCUUCCCCACCCACUGCCAUGUGAUUCAGAACCCCGCUUGGUGUUGUCUCCAUGUAUCAGUGUGCAGGUGGAGCAGGGACAGAAGAUCUGCUGCUACAUGGAAUCCUUCACUGGGAUGGGCAUGAAGUAGUUUCCAUGGAGCAGCUCCACAGACUUGCGGGAUAGAUGUUUCCAUCUCGUGUACUGCACAGUCACUUGGGCAGGGCGGUGGAGGAUGGAAUGAAAGUCAUUGGAUGGGUAUGCACAAUCUUGUGCUUGGUUUCGUACACUGCUGCCUUCUCCCAUGGUGCGAGUCUUUCUGCCUGUGGUGACAUGACACCCAAACAUAUAAGAGCUCAGCUUCAGAACCCCCGGAACAACUAUAUCACUCUCCACACCAAUAUGUCCUUCUACUUUCCAGGUGAUAAGGUACCAGUGACAGUGAGGAGCACUCGUGAUUUCAUGGGCUUUUUGCUUCAAGCUCGCAGGGUAUCUAAUGAUCAAGUUGCUGGCACUUUUGUUUUUAUUCCUCCGGGUUCCAAACUGCUGACUUGUUUUGAAGAUGGAGAUUCUGUAACCCAUUCUGACAAGUCACUGAAGAGAAACCUGUCAUUUGUGUGGAAGGCACCUGCCCAGCCCAUUGGAGACAUCAAGUUCUUUUUAUCGGUAGUCCAGUCAUAUUUUGUUUACUGGGUAAGGAUUGAAUCUGCUAUUGUGUCCCACCAAAUACAAAACAGAACACCUGCUGAUAGUAGCAAGAAGUCCAGCACUAUAAUGCCAACACCACUGCAGAAACCUACUGAUUCAAAAGUAACAGUUACAGCAAGUAAAGGUUCUGCUACACCCAACAGUAUUACUGUCUUUACUCAGUCUGCAAAAUUUAUGCCUGCCAGACUGACUAGAAUUGCAGUGACAAAAGUACUGGAGCCUGCUUUUGGAAGCAGACAAGACACAGAACAACUUGAUAAGGGAAAGCAACAGCCUAAGACCUCUGUGGAUUCAGUAGCUUUGAGGGUCAGCAGCAGACAUGGAGGAGGGCAAGCCAACAGAAGCAGCAUCUACAGUGAUCAAAGUCUGGAGCCAUCACUUGAGUUUCAAGGGCUGGAUAUGGCAAACAUCUUGCGAAGUUUCAUUUUACAAGAUUAUACCUCCAGCCCCAGCACAUCUGAUGGAUCACCAAGCAUCUCAGGUGCUUCUACAUCACAACUGUGUUUGACAUGUAAGGAAAAUAUACAGGAGGUUGCUGUGAACUCCAACCAAAUGACAACAAAACCUGUAUUGCAGGCUACAGCUUCACUUUCCACCCAGCUUUGGUACACUUACCUGCUUGCAGUUCCAGGCACAACGUCACAGCAUAGAGAUGGGGAAGCUGACUUGGAUGUCUCCAGCAGUUUAUCAUCAGCUUCAAGGCAGAUGGCAGAGACGCGGUCAGUGACACAGAAGGCUUCAGCAAACUUCUUGCUGCAGUCAGAACAUGCAGUUUCUGGAGAGGAGGAGGAGAACCAAGAGGAGGUUGCUGGGAAUACACUUCCAUGGGUGACCAGACCCAUGCCUGAUGCUGCUGUUCCUGGGAAAGAAGCAGAACACCCCAGAAAAGGGGGACAAUUCAUAGCAGCCCAACUUGGCAUUCUCCUUGGCUGUACAGCUGCCCUCGGCAUGGCCCUGGCUGCUGGGCUGCGCUGCAUCCAUGCCCAGUAUUGUCACAAGCGAACAGAAGUGUCCUUUAGUGAACCAGACAAUGAUGUCAUCACAAUGAGAGAAGGUGGGGAGAUGAUGCAAUUCAGGAAGAUACGGGAAAACAGCUUUGUGCUGGUGCAGGCCGAAUACAACUGGAUCAGCCCAUCAGGCAGUGGAAAAAAGACAGUCAUCUAAAAAUACCUGCAAAUCCCACAUAGUGCUUUAUAGAUUAGGUAGCGUCAUAUGUAGGGCAGAUGGUAAAAAUUAAUCGGAAUGUCUAACGUGAAUACAGGAAGCUGCUGUAGUGUAGCUCCUAUAUAUAACCAUCUCAAUAAAUAUACUCCAACUGAAAAAUGAUGGAAGUAGUUGCAUGUUCUGAUCACAGUACAAAUGCAUGCAACUCAGUUACAGAUGUUAUGAAAAUCAGACGUUCUAAAUUACAGAUGCUAUGAAAAUAUAAGUAGACAUUGUUUAAAAUGUUACACUUAACACAAUAAAUAUUGUAUAGCUACUCAUUAAUUGUGCUAUUGUAGCCAUUACAUUUCCUUUGUUGCCUUAAGGUAUAAUCAAAAAUAGAAAUUCUUCCUUUGCA
Gopherus flavomarginatus (Mexican gopher tortoise) is the source of this 5179-nucleotide messenger RNA. It is a transcript of the gene REELD1, whose product is annotated as reeler domain containing 1. The coding region runs from base 3097 to 4782 and encodes 561 amino acids. Gene Ontology annotation, molecular function: oxidoreductase activity, acting on metal ions. The transcript has 7 exons. NCBI's taxonomy places the organism in Eukaryota, Metazoa, Chordata, Testudines, Testudinidae. The record is from RefSeq and is a predicted model, not a curated record.